Lichtheimia ornata is the source of this 2187-nucleotide messenger RNA. RefSeq lists its product as uncharacterized. The transcript is spliced from 7 exons. Lineage: Eukaryota; Fungi; Mucoromycota; Mucoromycetes; Mucorales; Lichtheimiaceae. The record is from RefSeq and is a predicted model, not a curated record. The coding region runs from base 1 to 2187 and encodes 728 amino acids.
AUGUCAAAGAAACGCGGGUUUUUUCGUGGAUAUCGCCAUGGAAAUCGCAGUAUGCCCAAGCUGUUGGGUACCAGGGACACUGAAUCGACUCCUUCCGAUAGCAAAUCUAUGCUUGAGAUCGCCUUGGAUAAAGCCAACACCGCCGUACUCUAUGAUCAAGCCGAUGAUUUUGAUGCUGCGAUAAGAUCAUACAAGGAAGCGGUGGGAUUGCUUGAAGGGUUCUUCGAUACGGCUGGCACCGAAGAUCGAACACGUUUACAAAAGAUCUACGAGUCUUAUACCGAGCGCAUCCAAACCCUGUCAGAGCAAAUAGCCACCACCGCCACUGAAUCAAGCAAUAGCACCAUCUCAUCAUCCGAUCAAUCCAGUAUGCUGCAUACUCUCGCUGAAGGCACCACCUCGUGGCGUACGCCUAAAAAGAAAAUGGUCUUUGAUGAUGCAGCAUCCACGCAUACAACUGAUUCAUCCAAAACAACCAUGGGUGGUUUCGUAUCCAUGCUCGCAAAAAGAUCUCAGACAAAGUUGCAUCAAAUUCCAGCUGCCUUCAAUGUUGAUCCAAAGCCAUCCAAAAGCACCCCCAUCUCAUCAACAAGUCGACCUUCAAAGACAUGGUUGCCUUUAUCAGGCACAAAAAAGAAACGACAUUCAUCCGAGUAUGCCAAGGAAAAGUCUGUGACAUCUCAACAAGAAAUGAUACCUCCUCCAGAGUUACCAGUCAUUGCCCCGGUAACCGAUUCAGAUGACUACUUUGAUUUACGAUCUACAGGCGCUGCCGAUUUAUUACUUCCUACUUCACGCUAUUCAUUCUUGAAAGAUCCUGUCAUCAAAUCCACUUCAUCAUCCCCUCCACCACGACCAUCAGCAUCAAUGUCAGCCAAUCCUGUGACUCAUGCAAAGCAUCCACCAUCGACCAAAAAGAAGAAUAACGACAUUCAAUCAGCCAAAGCUAUGGAAGAUGCAAUGGACAACUUGGCCAAAGUACUCGAGGAAUCAUCAAUGGCAUUUACUACAGAGGAGGAAGAGGAGCAACAGCAGCAGGAUGAGGAGGUUGCUUUAGCUGCUGGACAGGAGAAAACAGAAGCACGAUUAUUGCAACAUCAACAACAAGAUCGUCGAACAGCAACCUUUUCUCCCUUUUGGCGAUCAUCACCUUCAUCGGCUGGUAAAAACAAUAAACCAACACUCACGCUGCAAAGGAGAUCAACACGUAUCCGAAGCAACAGUAAUGCCAGCAGCACUUCUUCAUCAACAGCAGCCUCUUCACCUCCCACAUCACCACCCUCACGAUGGGCAUCAUUUGAACAAGCCAGAGCGUUUUCAUCUUUAGCGUUGUCACCCAAAGAUCAACAACAACAACAACGACCUUUGAGCACAUUCACAACCACCAGUAGCAUUGUCAAUACAUCAUCAUCCCUUGAUUCGGCACCUUUUAUGAACCAGCCACCAGCCAUUGUAUCUCCUGUAACUAUCCAUCUCUCGCUCAUGCAACGUCUCUCUCGAAGUAUGGUGGAAGGUGCAUAUUUGACCGAACGGUUGUAUGUACCAAAAGAGCUAUGGUACCAACCCAAUAUCCGACUUCCGGCCUUGGAUGCUAAAUUAGCCGCAUGCGAGCUACUCAUAGCAGGUCUAGAGCGUUUAGCAUUGCUGGAUGAUGUCACCGAUAUUCCUCUCGCUCAAAAGGAACUCUGUCUUUUGGAACAAUCCUUGGACCAUAUUCGAGACACCUUUGCACGUAAAUUCGGCAUCAUGCAACAUGACGAUGAUGGCAACAACCAAACUUCAUCAAAUACAACAAACAACAAUAGCAACAACACGCAUAGCAUCCCAUCAUCCCCCUCAUCGUCCACAUCAAUAACAGCAACUAAAAGUUCAAAGAGCUCAUGGAGCAAUAAAUUGUCCAAAUCUGUUGAACGGAUGAAGCUGGAAUCUUCACGGACAUUGGAUCAUCAAUAUAUUCAAACUCUGAUCAACUUGCUUUCCUCAACUCAAAUACUUGAUGCUUGGCAUACACAGUACUCGGAAAUCCUUCGCUGCGAGCCAUCGGAAGAUCACUAUUUACCACUCUUGGUAAAGGUCGAGGCUGUCACUGAGACCAUGCAGAAGAUUGUAUGUGGCUUUAUCUUGCGAGACUUCAGCAUUCUUUUCAACAAGUGGUCGAAACGGAGUCGUCAAUGGCUCAUCGAUUGA